Molecule: messenger RNA, 2100 nt
Organism: Uncinocarpus reesii 1704
Lineage: Eukaryota; Fungi; Ascomycota; Eurotiomycetes; Onygenales; Onygenaceae
Exons: 6
Coding region: 1-2100 (699 amino acids)
Biological process (GO): post-translational protein targeting to endoplasmic reticulum membrane; SRP-dependent cotranslational protein targeting to membrane
Cellular component (GO): Sec62/Sec63 complex
Molecular function (GO): transmembrane protein transporter activity; RNA binding
Source: RefSeq, a predicted model, not a curated record
AUGUCUUCGAGAGAUUAUACUUAUGAUGAGCAGGGUCAAUUCUUUCCCUUCUUCAUCCUCACGCUCACUGGCCUUGUGACGCUCCCGCUCACUUACACACUCCUCAAACCCGUCAAAGGCCUAGAAACCUCCGCACCGAGGAUACAGUCCGAUUUCAAGCCUCAACAUGCCGAUCUUAUUCGGGGUCAAAAGCAGAAGCUUUUGCGCAAAGAGCGCCGGAUAAAGCGCAUGAUUACAGUCGUUGCGGGCUUCGCAAUCAUGGCUUAUAUGGUAUAUCUGAUUGUCGUCACCCAGAGGGCGAUACCGAAAAUAUGGGACCCCUACGACAUAUUGGGAAUCUCACGCAGUGCAGAUGAAAGGGCCAUCAGCAGACAUUACAAGCGACUUUCGAUGAAAUUUCACCCGGACAAAAUCAGACCUGAUCCUGCGAAAAAUGAGACGAUAGACAUGUUGAAUGAGCGUUUCGUCGAGUUGACCAAGGCUUACAAGGCUUUAACCGACGAAGAAAUUCGAAACAACUACCUCCAAUAUGGCCACCCGGACGGCAAGCAAAGCUUCAGUAUUGGUAUUGCCCUACCCAAAUUUAUCGUUACGGAAGGAAACGGCAAAUACGUGCUCCUUGUCUAUGGCCUUUUGCUCGGUGUGCUGCUCCCAUACAUCGUAGGCAAAUGGUGGUAUGGUUCCCAACGCUAUACUAAAGAUAAAGUCCUUAUCGCCAGCGCCGGAAACAUUUUCCGAGAAUAUAGACCAGACAUAGUUGAUGGUGGAAUAAUCAGCGCUCUCAGCACCGGGGAGGAAUUUAACCAGAUGCUCGACGAUGAAAAAGCUCAUUCCGGGUUGGCGACGGUAGAAAACAAGAUUUUGGCGGAAACUAAAAAUGGUACUCUUGCAGCCGGACUAUCUAUGAAAGAUCGCCAGGCAUUGAGUGAAUUAGAUGACGAAAGGCGGAGGAAAGUUCUAGCAUUACUCUGGGCAUAUCUCGGGAGGGUUGAUCUCGAGAAUCCAGUCCUCGAUACCGAAAAAUACGAAGUUGCCCCCAUUGCCCUUUCCCUCAACGAUGCAUUCACAUCAAUUUCUCUUUCGUUCGGAAACCUACAACCCAUCCUCGGAUCAUUCCAGACUGCACAGCACCUCAUACAAGCGAUAUCCCCCGGCUCAUCGCCUCUACUCCAAUUACCAUAUUUUACUCCCCACGUAGCUCGAAAUGUUGAAGGAGAACACUCGAAGCACCACAUGACAAUCCAACGAUACAUGAAGUUGUCUCCGGAAUCACGGAGGAAACUCACAGUUGGCAGUGGGUUGCUCACAGAAAGCCAAUACCAAUCGGCAGUGUCUGUUGCGAAGCAGAUCCCAGCAUUGGAAGUCUCCAAGGCAUUUUUCAAAGUGGUCGGAGAGAAGGUCAUCACACCCAGUAGUCUUGUUCAACUCGUUGUCAAAGGCCGUUUCAUCCCUCCAGGAUACUCUAAUGUGCCUGAAGUUAAUGAAGCUGAUCUCGAGGAUGUUGAUUCUGACGAGGAAGAUGCCGGUUCGAAGCCGGGCCCCAAGGGUGCAAAACCCAAGGCCGAAAAGCAACAAGAUGAAGUUCAACCACCACUGGCCCACGCCCCUUACUUUGCGCGUGAUCACUCGCCACGGUGGCACAUUUUCCUCGCAGAUGUCAAAUCCGAUAGAAUGGCUGUCCCUCCAUUUACAUUCACAACCUUCGAUAAGCCCAUUUUUGAUGAGAAUGGCAAACCUACCUUCAAUAUGCAGACUUUGAAGAUGCAAUUCCAGGCCCCACCUCAAAUUGGAAGCUUUCCCUUUACCCUUUACGUUCUCUGCGAUAGCUAUAUUGGAUUUGACACCUCGAGAGACAUUGUUCUUGAAGUCGAAGAUUUGACAAAGGCGGCACAAUUGGCGGAUGAAGAUGAAAUCAGUGAGCCAGAUGAAGAUUCACUUGCUGGCCAAAUGCAGGCUCUGAAAACCGGUCAAACACCGGCACCCAAGAAAAAGCGGGCUGCUAAGGACGAAUCUAGUGAUGACGAUGAGAGUGAUACAGAAGGCGAUGUUGAUGAUGAUACCAGCGCGACUGACACGGAGACCGAUACGGACGGAGAAUGA